UCCGUCAUCAGCAAUAGGAGAUUCUGAAAUGAAGAUGAAACAGGAAAGAGAGUUAAAAGACGCAGCACAAAAGCUUGCAGCAUGCCAGGAGACCAUAUAUCUUCUUGGGAGGCAGUUGCAAUCUUUGCACCCUCAGACAGAGAACCACCAGACUCAUCACAGUGACAAGCUGUUGGGUGAAAAUUCUGCAGAAGGCAGACUGAAUCAUAGUGGUUCAAAGGCACAGGAUAUUCACCAUAUCGAUGACUUUGAUCGCAGUGACAGUGUAGCUUCUGCUGAUGUGCAAUCUGUGAGUGAGGAUUCCUUGCAUUAUAGUCAUUCCACACCAAGUCCCUUUGAUAAUGAGCCCAAUCUUUCAUCGAGUUCUUUGACGAGCUUGUCUCACCUCAGCCACAGGCGUACCAAAUCUACAUUCUCUGCUUCUACUCUUGAGCGAGAGAAACAUUUACGUAGUUUUGGUCGUCUUUUUCAUUGGAAGGAAGAAUGAGCAGUAGAAUUGUGCCAUCUAGCUUUUGUAUAGAUUUCCAGGUUUAUGGGAUAUAUGGCAGGCUCUGAAUUUACCAUAGCAAUUCGGCUGGCCCCAUCUGUCCUAGAUAUUAUUUCUUUCUCUUUUUCACUCGGAGUGCAGUUGCGGUUCUGAUCGGAACUCGCAGAUUGUAGAAAUUAUAGUAAUGAUGAAAUGAAAUGGCAGAUCUAUAUGCCCUUAUAAUUAA
Gossypium arboreum is the source of this 713-nucleotide messenger RNA. RefSeq names its product filament-like plant protein 4. Bases 29 to 487 code for a protein of 152 amino acids. NCBI's taxonomy places the organism in Eukaryota, Viridiplantae, Streptophyta, Magnoliopsida, Malvales, Malvaceae. The record is from RefSeq and is a predicted model, not a curated record. The transcript has 2 exons.